Molecule: messenger RNA, 1718 nt
Organism: Epinephelus moara (kelp grouper)
Lineage: Eukaryota; Metazoa; Chordata; Actinopteri; Perciformes; Serranidae
Gene: blvra
Product: biliverdin reductase A
Exons: 7
Coding region: 143-1012 (289 amino acids)
Biological process (GO): heme catabolic process
Molecular function (GO): zinc ion binding; biliverdin reductase [NAD(P)H] activity; nucleotide binding
Source: RefSeq, a predicted model, not a curated record
ACAGAGAAACACCGGGCCCUCCUCAUUCAUACACUGGUUAGACAAGCGUUCAUGUUAUGUCACCUCUAACGAGACACUUUACGCACAACAGUAAUACCUAGAUUUCUUCGUGUGGGUCACAGAGGAGCUCCAGAAAACCAGUAUGUUUGGAGCGGUGGUUGUCGGCAUUGGCAUAGCAGGUUGGGUGAGGAUUAGAGACAUGUUAGCUCCUCUACCUGGCAGUGCUGCAGAGAAACUCAGUGUCAGAGGAUUCAUAUCCAGGAGAAGCCUGGACAGACAGCAGGGAGUGAGUCAGAUCUCAGUAGAAGAGGCUGUGAGCAGAGAAGACAUUCAGGUGGCGUUCAUCUGCACUGAGAAUGUGUCGCAUGAGGACAACAUCAGAACUUUUCUGCAGGCAGGGAAACACGUCUGUGUCGAGUAUCCCAUGACCAUGACCUACAAGGCUGCUGUGGAGCUCUGGGAUUUAGCCCAGGAAAAAGGAGUGAUUCUCCAUGAGGAACACAUCGAGCUGCUGUCAGAAGAAUACAAACAACUGAAGAGAGAGGUAGAGGGAAAAAUCCUGCAGGAAGGUACUCUUCAUUUUACUGGUGGGCCUCUGAAUCCUGGAUUCGGUUCCCAGGUUUUCGGUGGCAUUGCUCGCCUCACCUGGUUGGUCGAGUUGUUCGGUGAGCUGUCAGUAAUCGCAGCAACCAUGAAGGAAGACCCUGCUAACAACUACAGGAAGACAACUGCAAAGCUGCUAACUGCUGACAACAGACCUCUAACGUGGAUUGAGGAGCGGGGACCGGGGCUCCCCAGGGCCAAGAACAUCAACUUUCACUUUGACUCUGGCACUCUGACACAGAUGCCUUCUGCACCCAGAGGGGCUGUGGGCCUCUUCAUGCAGGACCUGAUCUACUUCUCUGACAAGUUGGCAGGACAAGUGAGUCCAGAGGAGCUCCACAGAGAGAAAAUCAGGAUCCUACACUGCCUGCUGUUGGCAGAGAGGAUACAUCAACUCUGCCAAAGUUAAAUGGGGACCCUCCAGUUUAUGAUAAUUUUAAAUCUUGAUGAAAUUGAAACAUUAAUUUAUACUAAUAUUUCAUCACCAUGCCUUUAAUUUUUUGUAUUGUAGGUUGUAAAAACUAAGUAUGAAUAAGUAUUAUUUAGCAGUAUUAUUUCAUCAGAGAUUAUUACAGUUUGAAAGCUGAGUCAUUGAAUUGAACACAUUCUGACAUGAUCAGUUCAUAUCUAGAUAUGGGUGCUUUAAAGUAGAAUAUCAUAAUCACUGGAAAUUUCGUAUGGUGCAGAAUCCAGCAAAGGUUGCACGUACUGUGUCAUCUAGACUCCAGAUCAUUAAACAUAAGGCAGCUGUUUGAUCAUGAUGAUUGUAAAAAUCUGCACACAUGACAAUAGGAGGAUCAACCAAAUGAUCCUGUGUGUGGGAGGGAAAAGGUUUCAUAUACAGCAGUCAACUUAUUUGUGGUAUAUUUGUUUAACUGGUGGAUAGCAGUAUUGACUGUUUCACAUGAAGCUUUGAAUGUAAACUUGUUUAAUAAUAAUGUUGCAUUUAAAAAAUUUAACAUACAAAGCUGAGUGGAUGAAAUACCAUUCAUAACAAUUGUUUUUGCUACUGCUAGUAGCCUACUGUUUGUUUCUGCAUUACAUCAAUAAACUUAUUAAUAUGAUGUCAAGUUUUGGGCCUCAAGUUUUCACAUGAGUAAAGUCAUUGCAGCUAA